This is a messenger RNA of Cyclopterus lumpus (lumpfish), 3124 nucleotides long. It is a transcript of the gene aoc2, whose product is annotated as amine oxidase copper containing 2. Lineage: Eukaryota; Metazoa; Chordata; Actinopteri; Perciformes; Cyclopteridae. Gene Ontology annotation, cellular component: plasma membrane. The record is from RefSeq and is a predicted model, not a curated record. Gene Ontology annotation, molecular function: copper ion binding; quinone binding; primary methylamine oxidase activity. Gene Ontology annotation, biological process: amine metabolic process.
AUGGUCGAGCGGAGCAUGAACUCUUUCGCCAAAUGGACGCUCGUCCUUUUCGUCCUCGCCUCCAUCAUCCUCAACAUCGUGCUGAUGGGCAUCCACUCCAGCAGGGCGCCUAAAUGCUCCGCGCAGCGCGUCCACCCGCUGAGGCGCAAGCAUGACGAGCGCAGCCGCGCGUUCGCCGACCUCACCCGGGAGGAGUACCUGCAGGUCCAACAGUACUUGCUCGGACAGAAAGACUUGGACAUCUCUACCAACCAGAUCACCAAGCCGUCGGAGAACUUCUUGUUCCUCAUAGAGCUGUCCCUGCCCAGGAAAGCGGAUGUGUUGGCUUACUUGGACGAGAAAGGAGCAAAGCCGACCAGGGAGGCGACGGCGGUGGUCUUCCACGGCAAGCGCGGCUACGUUAAGGAGUACGUCGUGGGGCCUCUUCCCAACCCGACAUACUACAGAGAUGUCACCCAGGAGCGGUACAAGACCGAACUCCCCAUCACUGCACGCACGGUCACCGUCGGGGAAUACAACUUGUUUUUCAAAUUCCUGGAGGAUGUCUUCUCAAAGCUGGGGACCCUGAUGAAAGAGAGCUUCGACGUGGAUCUGGACAAGACGCUGAACGCGUUCGAGCAGAUGCCCCGCGGGGUCCAGUCCGGGGACAGAAAUACCUGGAUAUCUUUCUUCAGGGACGUGGCCGGCAUGUACAUCCACCCAGUGGGCUUUGAAGUGCUGGUGAACCACCAGAGCCUCAACGCGUCCGACUGGAAAGUGGAGCGGCUGCUCUAUAACGGCCAAUACUUCAACACCAUAGAGGAACUUCAGCACCAAUACGACGCGGGGUCUGUUAAGAAGAUAGUGUACAAGAAGUCGCCUGAGCACGGGUCACUGAAGCCCAGGAACAAGCCUCUGCAGAUCGGCCCACAGCUCUUUUACGCAGAGGGGAAGCGCUACAGCAUCAGCCACAACCACGUCCUGUACCUGGACUGGAGCUUCGCCUUCGGGCUCAGCUCUCUCACGGGCAUGAGGGUGUUCGAUGUGCGCUUCAACGGAGAGAGGAUCCUCUACGAGCUGAGCGUGCAGGAGGCCAUGUCCGUGUACGGCUCCGUGACGCCGGGGAUGAUCCUGACCAAGUUUCUGGACUCGAGUAUCGGGGUCGGGCGCUUCGCUCACGAACUGGUGCGCGGUGUGGAUUGCCCCCACGAGGCCACCUACGUGGACACGUACCGCUACAUCGACGUCCCGGCCCCUGUCCGGUUUAGGAACUCGAUCUGCGUGUUCGAGCACAACACGGGUCAGCCCCUGCGGAGGCACUUCUCGGACUUUUUCCACAACAGCUACGGGGGGAUGGUGAACAGCGCCCUGGUCUUCAGGACCAUAACGGCCAUUGGGAACUACGACUACAUGUGGGAUUUCAUCUUCUACCAGAGUGGGUCAGUGGAGGCCAAGGUGCACGCCACCGGGUACAUCUCAUCGUCUUACCUGGUGGCCGGCAGCCUGAAAUACGGGCACCAGGUGGCGGAGAACGUGCUGGGGAACAUCCACACCCACUUCAUCAACUUCAAGGUGGACCUCGACGUGCUGGGAGUGAAUAAUUAUUUCCAGACGAAAGACAUGGAAUAUGUCAAUGUGUCGCUGCCGUGGAUGGCCGAUCGCUCCACUCUGGUCCCUCAGCUGGUAGAGAAGCAACUCAAAACAGAACAGGAAGCGGCUCUGCGCUAUGACACCAAGACUCCUCGCUACCUCCACAUCGCCAGCAACAAGACCAACCGCUGGGGCCACCAGCGCACCUACAGGCUGCAGGUGUUCAGCUUCACCGGGGACCACCUCCCAGAGAGCCAGCCCGAGGAGAGGGCCAUGUCUUGGGCCAGGUAUAAGGUUGCCAUUACCAAGCAUAAGGACUUAGAGCAGACCAGCAGCAGCCUGUACAGUCAAAACAACAUCUGGUCUCCAGCUGUGGACUUUAGCAAGUACAUUGAAGACAACGAAAGCAUCGAAGACGAGGACCUGGUUGCCUGGGUGACAACUGGCUUCCUCCACAUCCCCCACUCUGAGGACAUCCCUAACACGGUAACCGUGGGCAACGGUGGCGGGGUCCUGCUGCGUCCCCACAACUACUUUGACGAGGACCCGUCCAUCCACUCUGCCGAUGGGGUGAACAUUGCCCCAGGCAGCGAGGACAGCUGUGACAACAAUAGGAUGGCCUGCCUUGCUCAAGAGACCUGCAGCCCCGUCCUUGAACCCUUCACCUACAACGGCUUCGAAGGGGUCAUGAAGUUUGAGGAUUCGGUCUGAUUUGUUGGGCACUGCAAGGUGUUCAACUCAAGAGAUAUAUUCGGGUUUAUUACCGAUCUAUCAAGAAACUUGAUGUCAAUGUUAACGUGUUUAUAGAGGCAAUUUGGGGCGGCACAUUAUUUGUGCUACAUAUGAGAGAUGGGCAAGAAAUUGAGUGAAGGAAUUGUUCAACAUUUUGGAAAAUGUGCUUUGUUUCUGAAAGUGCAUUGAGAAGAUCAUAUUCGUGGGUUAAGUAUUGAGCUGGAGUCAGGUCUUGGUUAGCUUAGCUUAGCAUAAAGACUGAAAGCAGGGGGAAACAGCUAGCCUGGCUCUUUCCAAAGUUAAAUACCAACACCGUUAAAACUCACUAUUCAACACUCUCUAUAGUUUAUUCUGUACACAAACAGAAAUGUAAAAACAGAAAUGUGUGGUUCUUGGAAGACUUUUCUUAAUGAACAGCAAGGCCCAGCCUUUGGCCCAGAGUUUGACAACUUACCACACAGCCCCGAUCCGGCAGCCCACACUAGGAGUCAACUUGUCAUGAAAACAGAACGGAGUGUGAAAACCAGACAUUGUAAAUGGUUUCAUUUGUUUAUUUCCCUGUUAAACAAACACUUCUACCAGACAGUCUUAUAGGUGCUGUUUGUGUGCUACGCUAGGCUCACCACUUCCUGAUUACAGCUCUGUGCUCUCAAAAAGAGAUCUCUAACAAUCUUUUCAAGAAAGAAAAUGUAACGUGUUUCCAAAAUGCUGAACUCUUCUUUUAAAAUAGACCAGUUAUUAAAAUAAAUGACCACAACAAGUUAUAAUAAAGAAAAUAACUUUUUUCACUCCUAAUGGUGUCCUCCCCAGAUCCCAUCAUGAU